Molecule: messenger RNA, 1165 nt
Organism: Rhineura floridana
Lineage: Eukaryota; Metazoa; Chordata; Lepidosauria; Squamata; Rhineuridae
Product: immunoglobulin alpha-2 heavy chain-like
Exons: 5
Coding region: 44-1165 (373 amino acids)
Biological process (GO): immunoglobulin production; immune response
Source: RefSeq, a predicted model, not a curated record
UUCCCAGCAACAGCAUCUGAGUCUCCCAGAAGUCUUUCUAAUCAUGUUUGGGGCAUCGCUGGUGGUCCUGCUGGGGACAUGGUGCACAGCCUCCAGCGCCCAGCCUGUGCUGACUCAGGAAUCCUCCAUGUCAACAGCCCCUGGACAGACAGUUAAACUCUCCUGUUCUAUGAGCAGUGGAGCAGUGACAUCCUACGAACAGUCCUGGUACCAACAAAAGCCUGGCAGCCCUCCCAGGCUCCUGUAUUAUUACUACAGCAGUGCAGCUGCAGGGCCUGGCGAUGUCAGUCGCUUCUCUGCUUCCAAGGAGAGCUCCCGAAACACUUGGUAUUUAACCAUCAGCAACAUCCAGGCAGGAGACGAGGCUGUUUAUUACUGUGCUGUGUGGUAUGGCUCAACUAGCGUGUUCCACAGUUCCAAUGCGCAGUACACCUUGACGCAGCCACCCAUACAGUCAGCCUCUCUGGAACAAUCAACCAAACUCUCAUGCACCAUGAGCAGCGAUAGCAGAAUCAAUAGUUACAACAUAUUCUGGUAUCAACAGAAGGCUGAACAGGCCCCUCGGUUUGUGCUGUAUGGUACCAGCAGCAGGGGAGAGGGGAUCCCAGACCGAUUCACUGGCUCGAAAGACUCCUCUGCAAACGUGGCCUAUUUAACUAUCACAAGCAUCCAGGCAGAAGAUGAGGCCGUUUAUUACUGUGCUGAUGCUUACGGCAGUGUCUCCAGAGCCCAGCCUAUGCUGACUCAGGGUUCUUCCAUGUCAGCAGCCCUUGGACAGACAGUAAAGCUCUCCUGUUCUAUGAGCAGUGGAGCACUGACAUCCUAUUCCCAGUUCUGGUACCAACAAAAACCUGGCAGCCCUCCCAGACACCUAUUUUAUUACUUCAGCAGUGCAUCUGCAGGUUCUGUGGACGUCAGCCGGUUCUCUGCUUCCAAGGAGAGCUCCCGAAAUACUUGGUAUUUAACCAUCAACAAUGUGCAGGCAGGAGAUGAGGCUGAUUAUUACUGUGCUGUGUGGUAUGAACCAAACAAAGCGUUCCACAGUUCAAAGUCCCAGCUCUCUCAGCCACGCUCCGCCUCUGUGUCCUUGGGAGGCACAGUCAGACUCUCCUGCACCUUGCGCCCAGAAGACAGCAUCGGUGGCUAUCGUGUGUCCUGGUACUAG